Messenger RNA from Rhinopithecus roxellana (golden snub-nosed monkey), 2641 nucleotides. RefSeq names its product zinc finger protein 2 (gene ZNF2). The record is from RefSeq and is a predicted model, not a curated record. NCBI's taxonomy places the organism in Eukaryota, Metazoa, Chordata, Mammalia, Primates, Cercopithecidae. The transcript is spliced from 5 exons. The coding region runs from base 461 to 1738 and encodes 425 amino acids. Gene Ontology annotation, biological process: negative regulation of transcription by RNA polymerase II. Gene Ontology annotation, molecular function: DNA-binding transcription repressor activity, RNA polymerase II-specific.
UCCCAACGCUAGAUGACUCGAUUUCGUCCAGGUCUUCCCCAGGGCUGGGCAGAGGCACCAGGAUCAGAGAGACACAUUCCCUGCGGACGGCGCUCCCAUCGGAUGACUGGAGGGACUGGACACCAGACGCAGGCAGUACUUCAGAGUGACCAUAAGUCUCACAAACAUCCGCAACGGCUCGCUCUCCCAGCUAACGCGACAGCGCUGCCAUUUUGGCUGUUCAACCGCGCGAAGCCGGCGUUCGCAGAUUUUCGGACGUCAUAUUAAAGCGCACCGGGCGCGCAGACUUCUGGGAGAUGAAGUCCUUGCGAAGGCAGCGCGUUGAUUGGGAGCGCGGGCGCCGGGACCCUUUGCGCAGGCGCGUUGCUUACCGACCUGAAGAGGCGUCGUCUUCCCGGGUCCCGAGCACUCUGUGCCGGAGGACUCUGCCCUUGUCUACAAGGACAGCACACAGGAAAGAAUGGCUGCUGUGUCUCCGACCACCAGAUGCCAGGAAUCAGUGACAUUCGAAGACGUGGCUGUGGUUUUCACAGAUGAAGAGUGGAGUCAUCUGGUCCCCAUACAGAGGGACCUCUACAAGGAGGUGAUGCUGGAGAACUAUAACAGCAUCGUGUCAUUGGGCCUUCCAGUUCCUCAACCUGAUGUGAUUUUCCAAUUGAAGAGAGGGGACAAGCCACGGGUAGUAGAUCUGCAUGGGUCUGAGGAGAGAGAACGGCCAGAGAGUGUCUCUCCAGACUGGGAAACCAAGCCUGAGAUUCAUGAUGCUUCAGACGAAAAAUCAGAAGGAUCACUGAGGGAAUGCCUUGGAAGGCAAAGUCCUCUGUGUCCUAAAUUUGAAGUUUAUGCACCCGAUGGCAGGGUGGGAACAGAAAAGCAAAGCCCUUCAGGGGAGACUCAUAAGAAAUCUCUUUUCCGGGAGAAAGGCAUGCGGCGAGGGUCAGCCCUGCCCAGGGAAGUUCUCACUAAAGAGAGACACCAGGAAUGCAGUGACUGUGGGAAGACCUUUUUUGACCACUCAUCCCUCACCCGCCACCGGAGGACUCACACUGGGGAGAAGCCCUACGGCUGCCGUGAGUGUGGGAAAGCCUUCAGCCACAGGAGCAGCCUCAGCAGACACCUGAUGUCACACACCGGGGAGAGUCCCUACGAGUGCGGCGUGUGCGCAAAAGCCUUCUUCGACCGCGCGUCCCUCACUGUCCACCAGCGAAUUCACACUGGGGAGAAGCCCUUUCAGUGCAGCCAGUGUGGGAAGGCCUUUUUUGACCGCUCGUCCCUCACUCGACACCAUAGAAUUCACACUGGAGAAAGUCCUUAUGAGUGUCAUGAGUGUGGGAAAGCCUUCAGCCAGAAAAGCAUUCUUACUCGCCAUCAGCUAAUCCACACCGGCAGGAAGCCGUACGAGUGUAACGAGUGCGGGAAAGCGUUCUAUGGGGUCUCAUCACUGAACAGACAUCAGAAGGCUCACGCCGGGGACCCGCGCUAUCAGUGUAACGAGUGUGGCAAAGCUUUCUUUGAUCGCUCGUCCCUUACGCAGCAUCAGAAGAUCCACACUGGAGACAAGCCAUAUGAAUGCAGCGAGUGUGGGAAAGCCUUCAGCCAGCGGUGCCGGCUCACGCGGCAUCAGCGCGUCCACACAGGAGAGAAGCCCUUUGAAUGCAGCGUGUGUGGGAAAGUGUUCAGUUCAAAAUCUUCCGUUAUUCAGCAUCAGCGGCGUUACGCCAAGCAGGGAAUAGACUGAGUUGGGCGAAAGCUUGGGCGGGACAAGGACUUCCACAAAUUCGAGAUAGGUCUCCCCUAUCUUAAACAAAGCUGCCGUUUGCUCAUUCUACCCACCCUGGCUGCCACUGUCCUGGCCUGCUUAUGCACCAGAGUGUUCAAUAGGCACUCCCUUCCUGCUGUGUUACAGAACUGUAGGCAGGCCAUGGAGAUGACUCCCUUCCUGCUGUGUUACAGAACUGUAGGGAGGCCGUGGAAAUGACUCUAAAGAUACAAAAGUUUGAAGAGGUUUGUCAGACAAUAGGAUAGAUGUUAGGAGGAGACACAUCUCUUAUCUGAGAACCUAGGCCCCAGGUAUCACUGCACUUUAAGUAACUGGUGGCUGCAGCAGGAGGGAAAGGCAGAAUGAUACCAGAGCAGUACGAUUUUUUUUCAGAACGGUUGUUUUGAUGGCUGUUUUAGUCCCCCUGUCUUGGAGCUUUUGGGGCCCUAAUCUUGUUCUCUUGUGUCCCAGCUUUUAGAUCUCUUACUUCUACUGCUAGCAGCUGGCACUUACUGAGCGCUUACAAUGAGGUAAACACUCAGCUAAGGGUUUUACAGGAAGUAGAUUAAUUGAUCCUGUCGCCAACCCUAUGAAGUAGGCACUGUUACCAUCUGCAUCUCCAGAUGAGCACCCUGAGGGUUAGAGAUUAAAUCACUUGCCCAAGGUGACCUAGCUGGUAAAAGGUGAUGCCAGGUCUUGAAGACAGGCCCACCUUCAAAGUCUAUUCUCUUUACCAUUUAUGCUCGACAGUUUGUUUUAUAAUUUAUGUAUAUGUAUUAUCCUCUCAACUAGAUUGUAAGCACUUGGAGGUGUGACUUAAGGUCUUUGUAUCUCACACAGUGCCUUGCUAAUGGGUGCUCAAUAAAUAUUUAUAUGAGUGAA